Messenger RNA from Hypomesus transpacificus, 1886 nucleotides. Its product is annotated as mucin-5AC-like. NCBI's taxonomy places the organism in Eukaryota, Metazoa, Chordata, Actinopteri, Osmeriformes, Osmeridae. The transcript has 7 exons. Gene Ontology annotation, biological process: regulation of glutamate receptor signaling pathway. Bases 195 to 1163 code for a protein of 322 amino acids. The record is from RefSeq and is a predicted model, not a curated record.
UCUCCUCCCUAUUUUUUGCACCCUUAUAAAGUGUUAAAUACCGGGGUGAGAUCCCACAACCGAGCCAAAGCACCCACCGAGAGCAUCUUAGUCACGCGCACCUGCAUCAUCUCUACCAAGAGGAGCGUCUCCCUUUUUCACUUGAACUUUCUUCAUCAGGAGGCUAUUUACUGCAAAACCCACAACAAAAAGAAAUGGACAGCAGACUAUUGGUUGUGGCAAUGGUGGCAGUGGCCUGUCUUUUGCUGGGGGCAAAGGCACAGAACACCACAGCCACUAUGAAUGCCUCAACUGCUCUAACAGCAGGACCCACUACAGCCCCAAGUGCCACUGCAACAGCAGGACCCACUACAGCCCCAGGUGCCCCUACAACCCUAGUUGUCUCUGCAACACCAGAAGCCCCUACAGCCCUAGUUGUCUCUGCAACAGCAGCACCCACUACAGCCCCAGGUGCCCCUGCAACAGGAGGAUCCACUACCAUCCAAACCACCACUGUGUUUGUCAGUAAUAACACUGUUGAGACUUUCACGUCCAACAUCACCAGGGAUCCCUGCGGAAAGACCCAGUUUUGUGCUUCCGAGCCAUCGACCUGCAUUCCCAGCUCCCAGUCCUGUUUCUUCGUGUCUGCGGCCCAGUCCUCAGGCCAGGUCUUCUCUUUCCAGCUGAAUGGACCUUCAACCAGCUACAUUGCCAUGGGACUCGCAACUAGCGCUGCACAGAGCUUAAACGUCCCCACCUAUGUGUGCGCAAACAGCAAUGGCACUUUCAAGUUCUUCACCACUUUCCUGAACAACAACGAACUUGUGAUGACAUCGCUGCCGGUGAACGAAGUGAAGGGCGUCGUGAGAGGGAAGCUGCUCCAGUGUGCCUUCACGGCCUCUCUCCCCAGGGCCAGCGGGGUCUCCUCCAAGUCCCCUGACACCAGCUUUAUCGUCUCCAUGUCGGAGGGAACCCUUACUGAGGGCAUGCUGAACACCCCCACCGCCCGGCUGCGGAGCACUGAGGCAGUCGACCUGAGCAACCCCAACAGCACCAUCACCAACAGCCUCACCGCCACCACCACCGCCCCCGCCACCACCGCCAGCCACGGCAUCACGCUGCAGCGCUCCCUCUCCCAAGCUCUGUUGAUCCUGUUGGGUGUGCUUGGUCUGGCCAUGCUGUAAGAUGAAUCUGGAUGUGACGACCUGGAGGAACUCAGGAUGUCAACAGCCAUUCGAUUCUAUUGAGCCAUCCUAUGGAUUCUAUUCUACCCUUCCAAUCCUUUUAGAUGAUUUUACUCAACAUAAGUUGUAAGAAAUAUGUUUUUCAUGCCGGGCACUGUUUGAAGAGCAGUUACUGACGGCUUUGCUCUGAUUGAAGUGAUCUGAUGAUUUUUUGUAAUUUGAAUGUUUGAUUCUACCUAUUGAUUCAAGCAAAACUACUUGAAAAAUGACUUAUUUUAUUUCCCUGUGUACUAUUUAUUUUGUUCUCCCAUUUGUUGUAGCUCUGAAAAAGACUCUCAAUGAACAGCAGGGUUCAUAUUCAGGUAGUUGUAUGUGUUUGUCAGGGAGAGAAAGUCAGGGAACCCCGGUGUUCUGCCCCUGGCAAGCAUAGACAAGCGCCAUCUAGUGGCCAUUAUAUAAUGUCACCUUUUUCCGUUGGUCAUUUGCAGAAGCUACAGCUGGCUCGAUUGUUGUUUAUUGAUUAUUGUUUCCACGGUAAUUUCUUUGUAAUUUCCAUUAAUUACCAAGUAAUUAAUUUCCAAGCAAUGUCUAUUAAUUUAAUUUUCAUACUCAGUCAUUUCCAAUAUUUUUCUGAUUAUCUGAUGUAUAUGUACCUAUGUCCAUUCUUGUAUUAUUUUCAGUUUUACUCUGUUUCAUUAAAAAACCUGGAGCUUGGAAGCUAAA